Messenger RNA from Elaeis guineensis (African oil palm), 2766 nucleotides. Its product is annotated as protein DETOXIFICATION 44, chloroplastic. Gene Ontology annotation, cellular component: membrane. The record is from RefSeq and is a predicted model, not a curated record. Gene Ontology annotation, molecular function: antiporter activity; xenobiotic transmembrane transporter activity. Gene Ontology annotation, biological process: transmembrane transport. NCBI's taxonomy places the organism in Eukaryota, Viridiplantae, Streptophyta, Magnoliopsida, Arecales, Arecaceae.
UGGAGUCCAUGGAUAGGAGGGACUGAUAAGCUUAUGGUUCGAGAAGCCGGCAACAAACGGACCGAGAUCCUUCCCGUCCCCACGCAGGCAUGGCGGGAACCGCUCUCUUCCUCCGCCCCCUCAUCACUUCCCUCCACCCAAAAACAGCCACCUUCCCGCCACCCAGACGCAACCCCACCCCUUCUCGUCUCCGCUUCCAAAACCCGCCAAGGUUUGCCGCCUCGGACGAACAAACGCCGACGUCCCACACCGAAUCCGGAUUCAAGCGUCCAAUCCGGAAACCCAUCGGUCCAUCAGUCCUCUCGUCAAUCCCACGUCUUCUUGAUAGAAUAAGGGGGGAUCAAAUUAGCCUGGAGUUAGUGAGUAUAGCGUUGCCGGCGGUAUUGGCUCUGGCCGCUGAUCCCAUUGCAUCACUUGUCGACACCGCCUUCGUAGGCCAUCUGGGAUCUGUUGAGUUGGCAGCAGUGGGCGUCUCGGUUUCAGUGUUCAAUCUGGUUUCCAAAUUGUUGAACGUACCCUUGCUUAAUGUUACUACAUCUUUUGUUGCCGAACAGCAGGCACUGGAUGGUGGCUUGAAGAGUGAUGCAAAUAGAGUCGAAACAAGGGAGAAAGUUCUGGGGUUGAAAUUGAAGGGCAGGGGUGACUCAGGUGGCAGGAAAUUUCUUCCAGCAGUAUCAACAUCAUUGGCUUUGGCUGCUGGUAUUGGACUUGCAGAAGCGAUAGGACUAUUCUUGGGCUCGGGGUUCCUAAUAAAUAUCAUGGGUAUACCUGUUGACUCACCAAUGCGCAUGCCAGCUGAGCAGUUUCUUACUUUAAGAGCAUAUGGUGCUCCACCUUUGGUAAUAGCACUUGCAGCACAAGGCACAUUUCGUGGAUUUAUGGAUACAAAGACACCAUUAUAUGCUGUAGGAGCUGGCAACUUACUGAAUGCUAUACUGGAUCCCAUAUUGAUAUUUGCCUUUGGUCUAGGCGUGGGUGGUGCUGCAAUAGCUACUGUUAUUUCUGAGUACUUGAUAGCUUUUAUUCUUCUUUGGAAGCUCAAUGCAAAAGUAGUGCUUCUAUCUCCAGAUAUUCUCGGGGGCGGAUUUAUUCGUUAUUUGAAAUCUGGUGGUCUCUUAAUAAGCAGAACCAUUGCAGUGCUCUUAACUAUGACACUAGCAACAUCCUUGGCUGUCAGGGAAGGGCCAAUUCCUAUGGCUGGUCACCAGAUUUGCUUGCAAGUAUGGUUGGCAGUAUCCCUGCUUAACGAUGCUCUAGCGCUUGCUGGUCAGGCUUUACUUGCAAGUGAGUUCACCCAGAGGAAUUAUGUACAAGCCCGUGUUAUAAUAUACAAGGUUCUACAGAUUGGGGCCACAACCGGAAUAGCACUGGCUAUCAUAUUGUUCUUUGGGUUUGGGUAUGUUUCGCAUUUAUUUACCACUGAUUCAGAUGUUCUGGACGUUGCUAGAUCUGGAGUCUUGUUUGUCACUGUAUCGCAGCCGGUCAAUGCCCUUGCUUUUGUAAUUGAUGGGCUCUAUUAUGGCGUCUCAGACUUUGCAUAUGCUGCAUACUCAAUGGUGUUGGUGGGAUUGGUCUCAUCAGUAUUUCUGUUGAUUGCUGCUCAUAUGUUUGGUCUCGCUGGAGUCUGGACAGGGUUGUUUCUUUUCAUGAGCUUGCGAGCAGCUGCUGGAUUUUGGAGGUUAGGAACCAAAUCUGGACCAUGGAAAAUGGUUUGGUCUGAGAUGGAGACUGGAGUAAUGGAAAAAUGAUGGUUAUGAAAGAAAUUGCACAAGAGCUUAUUUUUUGCGGGAUCAUUAGCUGCCCUCAUGAGUUUUAACAGCAGUUUGUUGUGUCGAGUUUAGAAACAAAGUGGAUUCAUUGGUAACAAAGUUAAAUAAGUGAAAGAAAUCCAUGGGGAUGCAAAGGGUAAACAAGUGAGGAUUACCAACAGGUAAAUCAAUGAACAAUUUUUGUGCUUGGGGAUUUGAAGUACAAUAGGGAACAUAGCUGCAAGGUAGGAUGCAUAUAUUUGGUAGUCACAUAUUCACCGAUACUAAUGAACGGCAAAGCAUGGGAGUGUACUGAUUCUAGCUGAAUUUGGCGAGCAUCCUUUGCAAAGAUCAGUUACACUAAAUGUAUUGCAGGAAUGCUUCUUCCAUUGGCCAGCCAUUCAUUGCAUUACUUGUGAAGCAAAAUAGAGUUUAGAUGCUAUCAAAGGUUUUUUUAUGGUAUGUCCAUAUAAAUUAGUUUUGUGCAUCAGAUCCUGAAGGUGAAUGUGAUUUGGUUGAACUUGCUCGUGGGAUAACCUAAACCCACAGCAUAGUUUCAGUGGAGAUAUAAUGCAGGAGAGUCUGAAGACGAACUAAUGUCUAACCUAAUAUCUUGUCCAUGCUUUAUCUGCUGAAAAAAGACAAACACAUUGCAGGUGUAGCAUGCCUUUUAUUCUAUACUACUGUUCUGUUUAAAGAUUUUCUUUAUCUGAUAGCGAUUUUUUGACCUCAAGUCUUGUAGGUAAUGAAUAGGCUUGUUCAAAUGUUCAUCAGAAUAGAAAGCUAUUUUUGUAUAAAUAGUUUGUUUAAUCAUCAUGGUGUUAAAAUUGUUAGUUUGAACAUCCGGCAAGAUACAGACACCAGUGCAACUACAAUUAUGAUGAGUUUUUUAAUAUUUAAAUAUGUUAAGGCUUCAGAUAUCUCAGUAUUUUGUGCAAGCAUGCAUUUUGCCGGGACAUGAGCUGCAUGGUUGAGUGGAGCUGAUAUUUCAUUAGAGCUGCUAAGAAAAAAAAAAAAA